Molecule: messenger RNA, 4255 nt
Organism: Esox lucius (northern pike)
Lineage: Eukaryota; Metazoa; Chordata; Actinopteri; Esociformes; Esocidae
Product: zinc finger protein 883
Exons: 3
Coding region: 144-1961 (605 amino acids)
Biological process (GO): regulation of transcription by RNA polymerase II
Molecular function (GO): RNA polymerase II cis-regulatory region sequence-specific DNA binding; DNA-binding transcription factor activity
Source: RefSeq, a predicted model, not a curated record
CUGAUAUUUGUAAGUUUGCCUUGAUCGGAGAAUUUAGUUAAAUCGUCUGAUCAACCAACUAUUAUCUUAUUGGAGCAGUUGUUUUAGUUUUCAAGACUUCGGGAACUUUUCGUUAAAUACGGACAGAAAUCUAAGUCGCUAAUAUGUCUUUAUUUUAUCAGAGGGAGGACAAACCCAGCCUGCUGCUCUCCUUCCACACUGAACCCAAACAAGAGUCACUGGAUUCUGGGUGUGACAGUGGAGCUCAGUGUUCAUUGGUGGAUUCAGAGAUGACAUCAGUGAAGCAGGAAGACUGCAGUCAAACACUGGGACAGAAUGUUACCAUUAAAGAUGAAGAAGAGGAAAAUAAUGGGGUUGUAAUUAAAAAGGAAGAGGGGGAAUUACUUGAUCAAGAUGAGAUUCCUGUAGUGGAGACAUCUGGAGAGAAACAACAGGAAGAGAACAAUGAGAAGACACACCACUGCCCCCAUUGUGAAAAACCUUUCUUUUCUCUAUCAGUGUUAAGAAGACAUAUUAACGCACAUACUGGAGAGAAACCUUACUCCUGUUCUGAAUGUGGGAAGAGUUUCUCUCAGUUAGGUAACCUUAAAGCUCACCAGCACAUACAUACUGGAGAGAAGCCUUAUUCCUGUUCUGACUGUGGGAAGAGUUUCUCUCAGUUAGGUAACCUUAAAGUUCACCAGCACAUACAUACUGGAGAGAAGCCUUACUCAUGUUCAGACUGUGGCAAAUGUUUUAUUAGCUCAUCUUAUCUUUCUAUUCAUAAGAGACAGCACACAGGUGAGAAGCCAUACUCCUGUUCUGACUGUGGGAAGUGUUUCUUUAGAUCAUCUGAGCUUACUAUACAUCAGAGACUGCACACAGGUGAGAGGCCUUAUACCUGUUCUGAUUGUGGGAAGUGUUUCUCUCAAUUAGGUGGCCUUCAAACUCACCAGCGCAUACAUACUGGAGAGAAGCCUUACUCCUGUUCAGACUGUGGGAGAUGUUUUAUUAGCUCAUCUCUUCUUACUAUUCAUACGAGACAGCACACAGGUGAGAAGCCUUUCUCCUGUUCUGUCUGUGGAAAGUGUUUCUUUAGAUCAUCUUCACUUAGUAGUCAUCAGAGAGUGCAUACAGGUGAGAAGCCUUACUCCUGUUCUGACUGUGGGAAAUGUUUCUCUCAGUUAGGUGGCCUAAAUGCUCACCAGCGCUUACAUACUGGAGAGAAACCUUACUCCUGUUCUGACUGUGGGAGAUGUUUUAUUAGCUCAUCUCUUCUUACUGUUCAUAAGAGACUGCACACAGGUGAGAAGCCAUACUCCUGUUCUGUCUGUGGAAAGUGUUUCUUUAGAUCAUCUGGACUUAAUAUUCAUCGGAGACUGCAUACUGGUGAGAAGCCCUACUCAUGUUCAGACUGUGGAAAGUGUUUCUUUAGAUCAUCUGCACUUAAUAGUCAUCAGAGAGUGCACACAGGUGAAAAGCCAUACUACUGUUCUGACUGUGGGAAGAGUUUCUCUCAAUUAGGUGUCCUUAAAGCUCACCAGCGCAUACAUACUGGAGAGAAGCCUUACUCCUGUUCUGACUGUGGGAAGUGUUUUAUUUCUUCGUCUGAGCUUAGUAGACAUCAGAGGAGGCAUACGGGUGUGAAGCCUUACUCGUGUUCUUACUGUGAGAAGUGUUUCUCUAAGUUAUAUAACCUUAAAGCUCACCAGCGCAUACAUACAGGAGAGAAGCCUUACUCCUGUUCUGACUGUGGGAAGUGUUUCAUUAGAUCAACUGACCUAACUAGUCAUCAGAGAAUGCAUACUGGUGAGAAGCCUUACUCCUGUUCUGAUUGUGAGAAGUGUUUUUCUCAGUUAUGUAACCUCAAAGCUCACCAGCGCGUACAUACUGGAGUGAAGCCUUACUCCUGUUCUGACUGUGGGAAGUGUUUUUCUCUUUUAGGUGGCCUUAAAGCUCACCAGCGCAUACAUACUGGUUAGAAGCCUUACUCCUGUUCUGACUGAGAAGUGUUUCUCUAUUAGGUGGCCUUCCAGAUCACCAGCGCAUACAUUCUGGAGAAGCCUUUCACGGCCUUUACCUUUGGGAUCACCUGAUCAACUUACCACCUGUUAAUUCUCAGUUGUCAGUUUCAUCUAGGUGAUGGCGCAAGGGGUCUUUGGUUAUUUCACACUUAUCCUGGGAUCCUGUUGUUUUGAUUUUACAUCUACUAGGCACUGGAAUGUAGCGUAAGGCGUACCUUGACUCACUGCAAGGUCAGUUAACUUCCACCCUGGCUUAUAACACACGUCCCAAGUCUGGAACGGUCCUAUUGAUCAAAACGUUUUAUGUUGCUGCUCGGCGGUUCUUUCAGCUUAACAAUAUUUGUAGUCUUGCUUAUGUAGAACCGGUUCACUCACUGAGCCUGAGGUACUGAAAGUCGCCCCAUCGGGCUUUGGCUGGCUAAUUAGUCAUUAGGACCUCUCUUAGUCUCUUUAGUACUACUGGUGUUUCUCCCAGGUGUGGGUCUUUCUCAGCUGUAACUCACUAUUCCUUAUCAGCCUCUUUCUAGCCUAUCUGGCUCUUAGCCAACCUCCAAGCACUCAGGGAAAUGUCUGUCCAGACAAAGUGUCAGAGGUCAGAUCUUUUUAUGGCAAGUGCUUAAGGUUCCAUAAUCCGACUCAGAAAACAAUUCCUCAGUUGACUCAUCUUUUAACCCUAUCUUAAACUAAACCAGAAUUUCCCUUAUCUAACAAAAAUAAUAUAUUAAACUUUAACUCUCAUUUAAACAUGUCACUGUAUAUUAAUUACAAUGACACAAUCAUCAGAGAUGAACCAGUCAUUGAGGCAGAAGGUAGAUCUUGACUGGUAGAGCCAGUAGUCAAGGACACAGGAGCUCAGAAAAGGGUCUGGAAGCAUCAAACAAAGAAGAUGAUGCCUAUAAAUCACUUCUUAAAUGAGAAACCAAAAGAGCAAAAGUACAGAUUUGUCUGGCAAAGGAACAAAUCACUCUUACCCAAAUACAGCAAACCAAAGUCAGACAUGAUAUUCACCUCCUAAAAGCAGGAUGAAGAACACUGAAUGUUCCUUAUUUUAUGAACUAUUGGACUAUUGGAGCCUUUUUAUGAUUUAAAAAGCGUGAUAUCCAAGAUGUUUUUCUGAAUAAUGUAUAUUUGUUUGUUUUUAUUCAUUUGUUGGGGGUCACAUGAGGGGUCUGACUGUUUAAAAGAAAUUGGAAAUGUAAGGGAAUGUUUGUAUUGUUUUAUUUUGUUCAAACAAAAACAAUGAAAGUGACCCCAUGCUGGGCAUUGUACCUGUUGUUGUACUCUAGCUUGUAGCCUAAAUUGCGAAAUGUAGUCCCAUUUAAGGCAUUGGUAAUCCGGAUUUGGUAAUCUUAAAAAUGUUUUAUCUGGAGCAAUGUGAUCCAAUCCAAUGUUACUAUGAAUUACCGGCGUAGAAGUAAGAUGGAUUACUUGAUUCUGGAUUGCAAAACCAUGGUAUUUCCUAAUCCGGAUCAUUCUGAUCCGGAUUAAACUUUUACAACAACUGAGCCCUGGUGAUAAUGCAGUACAUUUGAAUGAGAAAUCUCUAGGAGAGAAACAAGUUAAAUCAAGCAUUUGAUCCACCAUAUUUUUAAAUGUUUAAGAUGUGAUUUAAAACCUGAUGAGCAAAUAUUCCUGACUUAGAAAGUACAAAUGCAGUGUUGCCAAUGUUUCCUGCAAAACGAUACAUGAAAAAGUAAUCAUUGCGACUUAAACAAGGCUUUCUAAAACAAUGAUGUACCCAUCCACAGCUCUCCACGUUGAGCUGUUGGCAAGCAGAUAUCCUUGCCAAAACUAAGACAAGUCUAAAAAUAGUCUUGAAAAUAAAUUAUAAUUAUGCUGUAGACCCAUUUUGUUUUAUGUGUAUUCAAAACUGCUGUGAUUUUAAAUACAUUUUGUUUUGCUUUUUAACUUUCAGUUUUCCUAUUUCAAUUUAUUUCUUGUGUACAUUGUCCAUCAAACCUGUUUUUUUGGUGCUAUAUUUCUUUCCGAACUUAUAUUAUUUACUCUGUGAUUACUUCUUGCUGUCACUCUUUUUAUCCUUUUUGUGUCCUUUUAUCUAAUUACUCACUGAAAAUGCAUUUUAUGUGAGAAAUUUGCAAUUGUAGGAUUUAUAAGUCCCACAAUCAUACACAACACAAAUGUUAAAGAACUAGUUGGGUUGAGAGACUUUGUCACAGUUUACCCAUGUAGUUGUCAAGCUAGUAUUUAAUUAUCAGAUCAAUAAAAAUGUUUUUCCUGAGUUACAACUUUAA